Molecule: messenger RNA, 2031 nt
Organism: Galeopterus variegatus (Sunda flying lemur)
Lineage: Eukaryota; Metazoa; Chordata; Mammalia; Dermoptera; Cynocephalidae
Product: chromosome unknown open reading frame, human C1orf116
Exons: 5
Coding region: 160-2031 (623 amino acids)
Source: RefSeq, a predicted model, not a curated record
UCCUCGUCGGAUUCCCGCCUGAGAGCCUGGAUCUGAGCAACGCGGAUACCAUUUUGGAGGACUUGCCCAUCCAAUCAGGCCCAGCUUGGGACAUUCUUCGCUUCCCUUCGCUUCCCCUCUGGGAGCCCCUUUCGCCACCCCUGCACCUUGCCUCGGGCGAUGCUCGAGAGGGAGCUGUGGCCAGCGGGGCCUGGCUCGGAACCCGUGACCCGCAUCGGCAGCUGUGACAGCAUGAUGAGCGCCACCUCCACCCGCUCUGGAUCUAGUGACAGCAGCUACGACUUCCUGUCUGCUGAAGAGAAGGAGUGUCUGCUCUUCCUGGAGGAGACCAUUGGCUCAUUGGACACUGAGGCUGACAGCGGACUGUCCACUGAUGAGUCUGAGCCAGCCACAACCCCUCGAGGUUCCCUAGUGCUGCCCCUAACCCAGCCUGCUCUCCAGGGAAGUCCAGAGGAGACAACUGUUCAGCAAGGAUCAGAACCAAGGAGAGUGACUCAGUCUCGCUCAUCCCAUCCUCCUGAGCCCCAAGGCUUGGGCCUCAGGUCUGGCUCCUACAGCCUCCCCCGAAAUAUCCACAUUGGAAUAAACCAGAACCUCAAGAAAAGCACCACCCAAACUAACAGCCACAUCUCUGAAGACUCUGUGGGGCUUGGACCAGAGCCUGUGAGAGAGCAGGUCAGCCAGAGCAGUGAGCCCAGCCAGGUACCAGCCAGCCACCAGGAGGCUGCCCUUGAUUUGGACGUGGAGCUCAUCCCCCCACCAGAGGCUUUCCAGGACACUCAGCCAGCGCAGUGUGGGGAAGACAGCCUGCCUUUGGGGCCAGGACAGCAGAGCUACCCACCCCAGCUCCACACGCCUUUUAGUGUCCAGAAGAGAGAGGAGACUUCUUCAGAGACCAUGUCCCAAAAAGCCAAUGAGAAAGGCUCAAUAGGGGGCCCAAGACAAUCACAGUCUCCUCCUGCUGUGUCCUGUCAGAAUGCUAGACCUGAAGACACUCCCCUCCCCUCAAGGGGAGAUCCAGAUGCCCGACUGGCAUCCCUCACAACCCCCAAGCUCCGGAAGCUGCCACCUAAUAUUGUUCUGAAGAGCAGCCGAAGCAGUUUCCAUGGCGAUCCCCAGAACUGGCUGUCUCGCCAUGCUGAGGCUGCCCCUGGAGAUUCCGGCCUGGUCUCUUCACUGCAGGAGCAAAGGAAAGCACGCAGAGAAGCACUGGAGAAGCUGGGGCUACCCCAGGACCAAGAGGAGCCCAGCGUCCUCUUAAAUAAGCACACCAGCUCCAUCAGGCUCAAGGAGACUCGAGCUCAGGCCCCUUCCCUGGCUCUGGCUCAGCCUGCAGUUCCAGCUCAGGUCUCAGCGGCUGUUCCUGCUACAGGGAAAGCUCCAGCUCCAGCUCCAGCUCCAGCUCCUGCUCCUGCUCCUGCUCCAACUCAGGGACCUUUGCCAAUGAAAUCUCCAGCUCUGGCUGUAGCUCAGGAGUCUCCUCCAGGCAAGGUUUUGAUUCCUGCCCAGGAAUCCUCUCCAGGGAAGUUCGUCCCUGCCAAAUCCAUGCCAAUUCCUGUCCCUAAGACCCCAAGGGUAAAUAGUCCACUGACUCCGCCUAAGCCAGAUUCUGGGCUGGCUCUCCAGGAGAGCAAUGUCCCUGGCCUGAGACAAAUGAACUUCAAGUCCAACACUCUGGAGCGUUCAGGUGUGGGGCUGAGCAGCUACCUCUCAGCUGAGAAAGACCCCAGCCCCCAAAUCAGCACUUCUCUGGGAAAAGGCUCCCUCUUGGACAAAAUUUCACCCAGCGUCUUGCGUAACUCCCGGCCCCGACCUGCCUCUUUGGGCACAGGGAAGGACUUUGCAGGUAUCCAGGUGGGCAAGUUGGCUGACCUGGAGCAGGGGCAGAGUUCUAAGCGCCUGUCCUUCCAAGGACAGAGCCGUGACAAACUUCCUCGACCCCCCUGUGUCAGUGUCAAGAUCUCCCCAAAGGGAGUCCCUGAUGAACACAGAAGGGAGGCUCUGAAGAAGCUGGGACUGUUAAAGGAGUAG